Molecule: messenger RNA, 429 nt
Organism: Peronospora matthiolae
Lineage: Eukaryota; Oomycota; Peronosporomycetes; Peronosporales; Peronosporaceae
Source: the annotation of a GenBank genome assembly
AUGACAGGAGCGUCUCUACUGACACAAGGCCUCGAGUCCCUAUUGCAACACAAGUCACCGGCGGCAAUCCACGAGAAGCUAAGGGAGUUAUAUAGACUCGAUGACGCGCUUCAGGCGGCACAUCUUCAAGCCAAACGUGACCACGACCUCGGCGAGGACGUGGUCGCCAAGUACAAAGCCUUUCUGGCUUGUCGCGAGCGCCUGAUCAGUGAGUUAAAGGAGCAACAGAUUCCAAUGCCAUGGCAGCUUCGGACGACCAUUAACGAUCUAGAGCUGACGCUGAAGCAGCGGCAAAAAAACGUCUUGCUCUCGACCGAGAAUCAAGACCCCGCUCAAUCUCCCCAAUCGAUGCAAGUGGCCGUGGCGUUUAUUGGACCGACACUCAUUGCACUAGCUAUUGCUGCGUUGUGGUACCAUGUUAACACCUAA